AUGCUCGUGUGCAGGGCUGUGAGACUGGCUCUUUGGGCUUGCGCACGAGAUGUUCACGUGACGGUAGUCAAAGUUGGGAAUACAAAGAAGAACGUAUUCGGGAAUGAUUAUCGUGUUCGGCUGUUGGAUACGCCAUCAGAAGACUGGACUCCCAUGCUGAAACGUCGCAUCAACCUUGUUCUGGACUUCACUCCUGGAGGAUUCUCGUUUGACCGCACAGAGUCCACGCUGCAGAUUGUCGAAGAAGUCAUUGCACCAAAGGGGCGCUACGUGGGUUUUUUGGGUGAAGAUUGCUCCAGCCACGCUCUGGAUUGCCGUGAGGAAGGUCCUUUGGACCAUAAGAAGCAAUCUGUGUUAUUCGAAGGCCUUUCCUUUUUUCAAGGCAAGAAAGACUGCAAAAGCAACACAUUUCUACCAGAAGCCAGAGAUAUCAAUCAUGCAGUGCAGUGGACGACAAUCUGCAUGAAGUUGAAACGUGCAAGUUUGUUUGACUUUGUCUAUAACUGGAAGCAGGAUCGGCGAUUGGCAGAGCGGGACUUUAGUUUCUUACUCGAGGUUCUUGCGAAGCGACAAAUCCGUCCUUACAUUUCAAGAUCUUAG
Messenger RNA from Seminavis robusta, 600 nucleotides. NCBI's taxonomy places the organism in Eukaryota, Bacillariophyta, Bacillariophyceae, Naviculales, Naviculaceae. The record is from the annotation of a GenBank genome assembly.